AUGUCGGGCAGCUACUUGCCAGAAGGCUUUGAGGCGGCCACUUCAGCUUUAGAUAGGUCCAACGUAUUUCGGCGACGGGGGAAUGAAUUGUACAGCAAGGCUCGCGAAAUGGGAAAGGAUGCAGACCCCUUUACCAACCUCAGGGGUGUGCAAGAAUCUGUAAAACUUUACCAGUCAGCCAUGGUGGAGUACGGAAAGGCUUUGCAGUUUCUUCCCAACGACCACCGGCUGUUUGCGAACCGUGCCCUUUGCUACAAGGCGGUGGAGGAUUGGGUCAAGUGCCGGGAGGAUGCGCAGCAUUGCAUCCAGCUGAAUCGACACUAUGUGAAGGGCUGGUUGCUGUUGGUCAAAGCCAUUUGGGAGCUUGGCCGGCAGAGCGAGGCCAUGCAGGAGCUACAGAAUGGUUUGAAGGCCAUCCCUGGCUCGCGAGAUUUGCUCGACCUGCAGGCUGCCCUGACAUCAGGCUGCCCGGCAAGGUCAGGCCGAAGCGUGUCGCCUGCAUGUACGCCUGGCAAUACGCCCAGCGUCUCACGGUCGAACACGCCACCUCGCGCGUCCACGCCACCGCCACCGCCGCCUGGCGCUGCCACUUUGCCAGCUAUUGAUGGCUUUGGAAGAUCCACCGGGCACCUCGUCACCAGGGACCAAGAAAAACAUAAGUCCUUGCGGCAUGACAGAGAUCCAAUGCUUCGCACGGCUCUGGUGGCUUUGUCACGAAGAGCCUCAUGGAUUUGGGCUGUGGAUUCGCUCCAGGCCUUGCAAUCGCUUCACGCGUGCUGGACGAUCGCGCCGUCGUUUUUGAACUCGAUUCUCAGUGCUUUGGACAAAGCUGCCCGAUGGCGUUUGGCAUUGGAUUCCGUGGGCUGGAUGACCUUGAGGCAGAUCAAGCUUGAUGCCUGCAGUUUCAACACAGUUUUAAGCGCAUGCCGUCGGCAGGACUGGAUUCGGGGGUCUUCCUUGCUUGCAAUCUUUGCAACGAGGUCCACGAGAAUAGACAUGGUGACCUGCAGCACAGCCAUCAGCUCCUAUGCCGAUGCCACGCAAUGGCGUAAAGCAACGUUUUGCAUGUUUAGCAUGCAGCAAAAAGCUCUACAGGGAAAUGACGUUGCACGAAGCGCUGCAGUGCACUCUUGUCGGGCAGACGCCAGUUGGCAGCGGGCCAUGUCCUUGGCUGGUGCUCUUCAAUUGUCAGCUGGCUACCGUGCAGUGAUCAACGCAUUGAUGGCCAAGUGUCAGAAACACAACUCCUGGGAGCUUUCUGCAUUUUUUCUCAGCCAAUUGGAAGACACGAAGCCGAUGAGUUAUACCAUUGUCAUGGGUGCCUCUCCAUGGACUUUCACACUGAGGCUUCUACACAGAAUGCGCGACGUCAGUGUCCUGGUAGAUCCUGUUAGCGCAAAUGCAGCCACAAGCGCCUUAGAAGAGGGAAGUGCAUGGAGAGGGUCGCUGUCCCUCAUCAAAGGUGCACACUUCACUCGGCUCUUGCUGGGUACGCCUGCUGAAGCAGUUCGGAUUUCUGCUGUGAGCCAUUCUGGUCUUUGGCAAGCUGCUUUGGAGAACAGAGGCAAUAUGGUCAUUGCAACAGUUGCAACACAAGUGAUUUGCAAUGCUAUGGUUGCUGCAUGCGAGAGGGGCAGGUCUUGGAAGUGGAGUGUGGCAGUUGUGCGUACCAUGCCAGCUCUUGCCAUGAGCACCGAUGAGAUUGGUUACAACUCGGCCAUCACAGCUUGUUGGAGGGCCAGGCAAUGGCCUGAAGCAUUGUAUUUGGUACAAGCCUUGGAACGGUCAAAUGGAUUAGAUUUGGCGAGCUGCUUGCUGGCACUUGUGGCGCUGGAGGCUGCAGGCAAAUGGAAGCUUGUCGCAGGCUGCUCUGAAGCGGUAGGUCAAACACUUUUUGGAAUGUGGAGCAGCCGAGAGUUGAAUCCCAGCCGUCUUGACCGCAGAAGCCCAGAUGUCGUUUAG
This is a messenger RNA of Durusdinium trenchii, 1962 nucleotides long. Lineage: Eukaryota; Dinophyceae; Suessiales; Symbiodiniaceae. The record is from the annotation of a GenBank genome assembly.